GUUCCGGCGGGUCAUUGCGGAGGCGGGUCUGGAGGACUGGAAGGUGGCGGACUACGAGGCUAUCGCCGUGCGCGACGACACGCCCCGCACCGCUGGGUUUGAGGCGGCCAUCCGCCGGAGCCUGGCCGCCCUGCCGGCGGGGCGGGCGGCCGUGCUGCAUCGGCACCGGCCCGUCCAGGGCCCCAUCUCUGAACCGCCGACCAUCGGCACCGGCCCGUUCGCCCUCCUGGCCAUCAUGGCCGCCAGGGCGGGGGCCAGGCGGGUCUACGCGGUCGAGAAGAAUCCCGCAGCCGCGUCGCUGGCCCGGGGCGCGGUGGAGGAGGCGGGGCUCGGGGGCACCGUGCAGGUCAUCGAGGGAGACUCCAUGCAGGUGGAGCUGCCCGAGAAGGUCGACCUGGUCGUCUCGGAGCUCAUCGGCAGCAUCGCCACGCAGGAGGGGGUGGAGCCCAUCAUACGCGACGCGGGGAGGCGCUUUCUGAAGGAGGGCGGCGCUAUCCGAGAGAUGCCAGACGUGCAUCGCGCCAGUCCUGUACAAGGGCCGGUCCCCGCUGGACCAGCUGCUCAGCCCGCGCGGCGAGGGCCUCCGCAGCCGCGGGACGUCCGUGUCUGGCGCGUCGCCCCCGCUGCGGGUGCGUGCCGACGCCGCCGACGGUCGCUGCGCCUGCUCGCCGAGCCGCGGCUGCUGGAGGACUUCGACUACGCCCAGACUGGAGGCGGGCCC
Messenger RNA from Prorocentrum cordatum, 721 nucleotides. NCBI's taxonomy places the organism in Eukaryota, Dinophyceae, Prorocentrales, Prorocentraceae. The record is from the annotation of a GenBank genome assembly.